AUGGUCAAGCCCUGUGAAAAUGCGACCGUCCGCUCUCAAACCCCAAAUGGCUUGCACAUCUUCCAAGGAGAUGCUGAAGUGAAAUGCAUAGAUAAGGAGAGAGAAGCUCUCCUCACCUUCAAGAAUGGCCUCAUCGAUGACCGUGGUGUUCUCUCGUCGUGGCAAAGCGAUGAAUGCUGUGAUUGGUAUGGUGUUGAGUGCAGCAACACCACCAGCCAUGUAAUCACCCCCCAAUGUGACUAUUGCGGAUUGCAAGGCGAGGUUCGUUAUUCAUUGCUCGAGUUGCAUCAUUUGAAUUAUCUUGACCUCAGCGGGAACAAUUUUGGAGGCAUUCCAAUACCACAAUUCAUUGGUUCCAUGAAACAAUUACAACACUUAUCUCUUGAGGAUUCUAACUUUCAUGGGAUUAUUCCUCCUAAUGUGGGGAACCUUACCAACUUACUCACACUUGAUAUCUCUGAUAACUCUUUGAGUUCUACGUCUCUUUCCGUAGUUGUUUCAGGAUUAGAAUCACUCGAAAUACUGGACUCGUCUCAUAAUCAACUGAAUGGAUCGAUUCCCGACCUUAGAGCAUUUUGUUCAUUGACAGAACUGCACCUUAGCGGAAACAACUUUUCUGGCUACAUUCCUCUGAGUAUUGGCAAAUUCUCAAAGCUUCAAGUCAUAUACCAUGAUGGCCUUGACCUCUCCAAUAAUCAGUUGACGGGAAAGGUUCCCAAUUGCUCGGAGAAAUUUCCGAACUUGCACUCCCUCAAUUUGGCUAGCAACAAGUUUUCAGGUAAGGAAUCAGGAUACAAGACAAAUCUUGAGUUUCUCAAACUCAUUGAUUUUUCAAGCAAUAGAUUAACUGGGAACAUACCCAAAUCAUUUUCCAAUAUGAGGGGUUUAAAUUCCUUGAAUCUAUCAAGAAAUAGUUUGUCCGGAGGUAUAAUUCCUGAUAUUGGUAAAAUGGAGAUGCUAGAUUCUCUUGAUCUAUCACAUAACCAACUCUAUGGCAAGAUACCAACAAGUUUGGCAGAUAUAUACACUCUUGGUUUUCUUGAUUUGUCGAACAACAGUUUGUUUGGAAAAAUUCCAACAAGUACUCAACUUCAGAGCUUCAAUGCUUCCACUUAUGCCGGUAAUAAUGGACUUUGUGGCGAUCCUCUGCCAGAGUGUCCCGAAGAUAGCUUGAGGCCAUCCACCACUAAUCCACUGGAUAACAUGAAUGAGAAAGAAAACAUUAGCUUCUUUUGUAUGCAAGAAGUUGACAUAUCAAUGGUCUUUGGUUUUAUCAUUGGAUUCUGGGGAGUUGUUGGUUCAUUUGUAGUGAAGAAAUCAUGGAGAGAUGCAUUCUUCAACUGGUUGGAUGUUGCUGGAGAUUGGUUCUAUGUCAAAGGUGGUGUGCUUGUAUCCAAAUUCAGACCAAGUUGA
Molecule: messenger RNA, 1413 nt
Organism: Salvia splendens (bonfire salvia)
Lineage: Eukaryota; Viridiplantae; Streptophyta; Magnoliopsida; Lamiales; Lamiaceae
Product: receptor-like protein EIX2
Exons: 4
Coding region: 1-1413 (470 amino acids)
Molecular function (GO): protein binding
Source: RefSeq, a predicted model, not a curated record